AUGAGUGAGGCGGCCGCUACAUCGCCUGAUGUAUCGUCUGUGUUAGCUGCGUUGCAGGCGCUAUACCACAAUCCGGACGCGCAGGCCAAGCAGCAGGCGAAUCAGGCGCUUCUGCAGUUCCAAAAAACGCCGCAGGCAUGGAGCACAGCCAACGCCCUCCUGCUUGCACAAGAUGUGCCUCUCGAGUCGCGGCUCUUUUCCGCUCAGACGUUUCGCUCCAAGGUCACAUUUGAUCUGGAGCAGCUCGAAGGCGCGUCGCAAGAGCAGCUGCGUGAUACGCUUCUGCAUGCGCUCGACAUGUACGCGACAGGACCGCGCGUGAUUCAGACGCAGUUGUGCUUGGCGCUGGCAGCCCUGGCUCUUCAGAUGAGCGAGGCACGCUGGGGGAAUGUGGUUCCAGGUAUGAUUGAGCGAUUCGGCGGUGCGCCCUCGACGGUCGGCGUGCUCCUUGAGUUUUUGACGGUCCUGCCCGAGGAGGUGUCGAUGAACCACCGUAUCCCGAUGGACAAUACCACAUACCAUGACAGAGUAUCUCAACUUUUGACACAGCAUGCCAUGUCUGCGCUCCAGGUGCUUGUCAUGUAUAUCCAGGCGGAUGGUGUGACGUCUACGAUCCAAGCGAUGAUUUUCGCGUGCCUGCGGAGCUGGCUCAAGACGGGCGAAGUCACGGCCAUGCAGCUAGCCGAGACGCCGCUUCUAUCAUGCACAUUUGAUGCGCUGCAAGAUGAGGAGCUUUUUGAUACAGCUGUGGAUGUGCUGUGCGACCUCAUCAACGAGACCCAGGAAUUGGAGGAGAACCAGGGCGUGAUCGAAUGGUUGCUACCACGCAUCGAGUCGCUGCGCCCAGCGCUGAUGGCUGCGGGCGAUGACGAAGACCGCGUGCGUGGCCUAUGUCGCAUCUUUGUGCAGGCCGGCGAGACGUACCAUGCGUUGGCGCUGCAGCACCCCCAGGCCCUGCUCCCCAUUGUGCAGGCGGCGCUUGAUUGUGCGUCGUAUCAUGACCUGGACAUUGUGCAGAUCACCUUCCGUUUCUGGUACCUGCUCGCGACGGACGUCCAUCGUGCACUCGAGCAGGGCAACCCGGCUGCGCUGCCGUUCCGCGACGUGUUUGAGCAGCUCUUUGCUGUGAUCUUACGACACCUACGAUUCCCUGACGACGACACGGACUUGACAGGUCAAGAGCGCGAUGACUUCCGGAGCUUCCGGCACUAUAUGGGCGACACGCUCAAGGACUGCUGCUACGUGCUAGGCGCAGAGGCGUGCCUUGCGCGCUCGCUCGAGGUCAUUGAGUCGGCGCUCGCACAAGCGUCGCCAGAGCUGCGAUGGCAAGACAUGGAGGCGCCUCUCUUCUCCAUGCGCUCUAUGGGCGGCCAAGUUGAUGUGACAACGAGCGAGGUGGUGCCGCGUGUGUUUGCGCUCGUCCCGCGCCUGCCGCCGCAUCCCCGCCUGCGGUAUGCAGGCCUGCUUGUCAUGUCGCGCUAUACCGAGUGGGUCGCUGAUCAUCCCGAGCACCUAAGUGGAAUACUCACGUUUAUCACGACGGGUUUCGAUGGCUCAGACAGGGACAUUGCCGCAGCGGCCGCUCAGGCCAUGGACUUUUUGUGUCAGGACUGCCGCGAGCACCUUGUGCCGUACUUUGACCAGCUCAUGCACUUUUUCCGCAGCGUGCAUGCGACGCUUGCCGUGGAUGACUUGCUGUCCGUGUCCGAGGCGCUGGCUCAUGUCGUGACGGCCAUGCCGCCGGCCGCAGCGACAGAGGCGCUGGUCCAACUCGCGCAGCCGCUGCUGGAAAAUGUGCACGAGGUGUGCGAGUUGCCGUCGGCCACGAAGCCUGACCUGAUGCGCGCAGCUGAUCGCAUGGAGCAGCUGGCUCGUAUUCUGCAGAUCAUGGGUGUAUCGCUCGCAAGCACACUGCCUGAGGCGUGUGCCGCUACGUGCACGCAGGCGUAUGCCAUCCUGGACCGUCUGCUGGAGCGCUACGGCGACGUGUUUUUUAUUUCUGAGCGCACAUCGGCUUUGAUCCGCCGCGCGCUCAUCUUCUUCGAUCAGCGAGCCGUGCCGACGAUGCCGGCUCUGCUCGACCGCUUCGCCUCGUGCUUCGAGUCGACGGGUUUCUCGGGCUACGUGUGGAUCGUCGGCAAGUCGAUCGACCAGUACGGACAGCGCGCUGACAGCACGCUGGGCAUGCAGCUGGGACAGGCCUUCGAGCGCGUCACACACAAGGUUGGCUCGAUGCUCCGCAGUGCACCGUCGCCCGAUGCCAUGUCCGACGUGCUGGAUGAUUACCUGCACUCGUGCCUCGUGACGAUCCAAGCGGCACCGACGUUGUUGCUCGGCAUGCCACCGCUCCUGACGCAAGCGUAUGCGAUGGCCCUCCAGGCGCUCGCAGCGCUCUCCCCUGGCGUCGUAGGCAUCGCUGCCGAUGUCGUGCGUGCCAUCGUCGAGUACGCACACGAGGUGCCUGUGCCGGACCGCACACACGCCGACACAGUCCACGCGGUCGUGGGCGAGCAUGGCGCCGAGACUUGCCGCGCGCUCAUGCAUGGCCUCGUGACGCACUUUCCGCCCGAAAAUAUGCCAGUCGUCGUGUCGACGAUGCGCACGCUCGCGACCGACUUUGCCGCGCAGAUGCCGGUGUGGGCGUCGGCGGCGGCACAGGCGCUGCCGACCGAGGCCGUGCCAGAAGCAGACAAGAUGCACUGGAUCGAGCAGAUGCACGCUGUGCCACUCGACGAGCGCAUCAAGCCGAGCCUCGUGCGCUUGUAUGGUGCGUCGCGCAAGUCGCGAGAACGUGCCCAGCUGGAGUAA
This is a messenger RNA of Malassezia restricta, 2808 nucleotides long. Its product is annotated as transportin-3. Lineage: Eukaryota; Fungi; Basidiomycota; Malasseziomycetes; Malasseziales; Malasseziaceae. Bases 1 to 2808 code for a protein of 935 amino acids. Gene Ontology annotation, biological process: protein import into nucleus. The record is from RefSeq and is a predicted model, not a curated record. Gene Ontology annotation, molecular function: small GTPase binding. The transcript has a single exon. Gene Ontology annotation, cellular component: nuclear membrane; cytoplasm.